UUUGACGAUACGAUCGUACAACUUCUUGCCGCAAGGGGGACAGUGUUGUCCACGUAAAAAUGGCGCAGGUAGAACGUAGGAAGAACCGCAAGAAGCGAGAAAAAGAUGCUGAGCUGGCAGUGGGCGAGAAGCCGGCUAAGGUGGAGUACGAUGUGGCUCGCUACCUCAGGGAAAAACUGCCCAUCAAGAAGACCACCCUGCUGAGUCACAAAGUCGAGUACUUCAAUGCUGCCAAAGCUGUGGACUGCCUUCUGGAGUCUCCGUGGGCCACAGGGAAGCCCAAGGUGGAACAGCUGUUCACCACAAGAGAGUCUGUCGUGGAGUUCAUGAACACGCUGUUACAGCACAAGUUCUUCCACCGGGCCAAGAAGAUCAUUGUGACCAAGCCCAAGAAGAAAAAGGACGACGAUGACACAGGAGGUGGCACACCUAAAGCCACCAGGGAGAAGAAGAAAAAGGACGAAGCAGAUGGCUCUGCCUCCAAGGAAGGAGCUGAAGAGAAAAAGGAGGUAGAAGAAAUCAAGAAGAAGCUCAAGUUGGACAUGCAUUUGGACCAGUAUUUUGUGGAUGCCAACGAGCCGUACGUGUGGAUAUAUGAUCCAGUGCCACUGAGAACAUGGAUUAUUGGGACAUUACUGGUGGUGGGAGCUGUGGCUGUGUGUCUGUUCCCCCUGUGGCCACGAACAGUGCGGGACUACGUCUACUACCUGAGCAUAGCCACUGCAUUCCUUUUAGGCAUCAUCAUCUCCCUUGCUUUCUUCCGUCAAGUGCUGUUUGUGAUCAUCUGGGCAUGCACGCUCGGCCGGCACCACUUCUGGCUGCUGCCCAACCUGACCGAGGAUGUGGGCUUCAUGGAGUCCUUCUGGCCCAUCUACCAGUACGAGUACAGGGGCCCUGGCAGCAAGGACAGCAAAGCAAAAGAUAGCAAAGCCAAGAAGAAGAAACAGGACGACGAUGACGGAGGUGGCGGCGCCGGAAAAGGGGACCACUCGGCAAGCGAGGACUCUGAGGAGAAGCGGUCCUCGGAUCACAACGGCGGGCAGGGAGAUAGCAACGGCUUCGAGCUCGUCGACAAUCCCGUCGAAGAUGAAGGCGGCAAGAAGAAGACGUCUUGAUGUGGUGGGAGCCACCCUGCUGGCUGGGUGGGCUGGAAUGGGGACGAAAGGGGGGACAGCGUCGACACGAAAAGCUUGAAAAGUUCGCCAUGACAGCAGGCUCGUAUUGUCUACGGACAAUGAAAUGCUCCGCUCAGCUGCACUGACGCACACCGUACCGUAUAUGCUUGUGUCCUUCUGGACCUUGUGUCUCAAUUUUGAUACUGGAAAUUUGCUGAAGGAAGGAAAGAAAGCAGUUGUUCUUCUGUGGCAUUACAGGUCUCUGUGAUCGUAACUCUACAAGGUAGAUUUCCUAGUUCUGGUUUUUCCUUUUCUUGUUUACAACUGCAGGCAGUUUAGGGGAAGUCAGUUAUGUCGUGAAGGCACCAGCGAAGUUUCUAAUGAAAUGGAGUUGCUCUGGUUGGCAUUGUGUCAUUAUGGAACAUGGGUUUGCUAGUGUUUUGCACUCACGCUGCUAAGUUUUCUUUUGUGGCAGCAAGUGUCUCAUACGUGAGCUAUGCCCUAUUGGUACGGUAGUUACGGUACUGGUAUCAUUAAGUUGAACAGCGUGCUAGUAUGAAAGGUUUCACAGUUUUGUCAUUGAUAACCUGGUUUGGUGUGUCCUUAGCAUAAAUUGUUUGCUAUAAACACUCUUUUACCAAAUGUAAGUGCCACUGGUGACAUGUUUGUGUCUGUGCGAGUCAUGUCACACAGACAGCAACACAAUAAGAAUGCAGCAGCAGCACAAUAGGAAUGAACAGUGCACCAUUUGGGCAUUGGUUUCGUUAAUCUCUUUUUGGCUGACCAUUGUGGGCAUUUCUUGCAAGCUUUUUAAAGAAACACCCCUUUUAAUUUUUGUGUGCAUUGUGGUGAAUAUCUUCACAGCAGCUAAUGAAUCUUCCUCUGAAUAGCAUAGGUGUCACAAUGCUGAGAAAAAAAGUCCAAUCAGUACAUGUCUCACAUUUCAAGGCCGUACAGAACUUGUAUUUUGGUCCGCUUGUGCUGGCAUGUGCGGUAUGGUAAAUGUGGCGAUAAAGGUGGCUUUUGUGGUGGUUGCACUGGUCUCCAUUUUCUUCCCUGGUAUGAGCUUUAACACCGUUUUUUGCUUUCUCACUUUGUACGUUUCCUUUCCCCCCCUCCCCCUUCUUUUUGUAUCAUGCGCCGUUGUCCAAAGCAGCAUUCUGAGCUUUUUUUUUUUUUUUUUUUCUUUUUUCGUGUUGCUGAUGUUUGCCCUGUUUGACAAUCGACCAUGGCUUGGUCACUAGGAACAAAGUUGUCACAAAACCUUUUCUACCUGUCAGGGCAACAAAAAAGCACAUUUGAAGCACUGGAAUUUUCCUUACAUUUAGAUAUUUUGUGGCCUUAAACUCAUUUAAAAGGUAGCUAUUAUCACUAGACUAUAGCUUCUAUUUGCUUUAUUUUUGUGCACUUUUCAUUUUUCAUUUUGGGUCUUCGUGUAAACGCAAGUGUACCUUGUAACCUGGUUCAUUUUUUAUUAUCCGAAACCACAUGAAAUAGUUUCUGUGAAUGUGAGCAGCUGUUCCAUUUUCUGCCUGUUUUCAGAGGGUCACGUCGAGAAAUACAUACUCUCAAAGUCAUUGCACAUUUGCUGCGGCUGCCACUAUGCUUGUAUAGUUGCUGGCGGUGACAUCCAGCUCUUACAUUGUUCUUACACCGGCUUCUGUCGGCUGGGGUCGCGUAGGAACUUUCAGGUGAAAAGUGAAAGAACACAAGUAGACAUUUCAAGUUCUGUGCUACUUGAACCAGAACUGGGGCACUUGGAGAUUUGCUUUUACCUGCGCAUCUUCGAAAUUUCUACAUGCAUGCAAAUGUUGCUAAUGAAAUUUGAAGAGUAAUUUCUCUUUUUCUCUCUUCUAAUCUGGGACCUUAACAAUGUUGCUCACGUGACCUUUUGGACAGUAUAUAGAGCUUGAAUGCUAUUGCUUAUAAUGAAUAGUGCUUUUGUGAAAAAAUGCUACAGAGGGAGAAACUGCUUUUUUCUUAAUUACGUGUGCUAGAAUUACUUUCUCUGCUUUGCCUGUUGGCUGCAAGUCUGCAAUUGUCUGCCUUGGCUCAAACAGGUGGUUGCUGUUCCUUUGCAGUGCACAGAAGUUACUUUCUUCCCUCUUUUUUGAGGUUGCUUUGCUGAUGCACACUAAUUUAGCCUCAUGAAUUCCAGCAGCUUGCAGGCAUAAAUGACAGUACAUAUUUGCAACUAAUACAAGCUCUCUUGUGAUCUGUUUUGUGGGCAAGCAUUGACACCCUCUCCACUGUGGUGCUAGGCUGUAUACCUAUUCAGCGUUGGUUACUGAAAUACAAUUGUCAUUGCUCUUUUUGCCUCUACUCAUAUUACCAUAUAAAAAAGCAUUGAGAAGAGCUUUGUAAUAAUAAGCAUUUCCAUUUUGUCCUAUGGUGUACGUUUCAAGCUACUACUGGAGCCAGUCCUUUCACUGCCUCAUUACUGCCAGCUUGCAAUUUCUGGUGGCUCUUGCAUCCUUCUGUUUGAGUCGCCUUGUUGCACGUCAGCAAAUGCAUUCUUCUAGGUCGUCUAAAAAUUUUUAAUGUUGCAUUACAAAGGGUUUCCAGCAGGUACGGUGCGCACUAUUAUAGGCAGGAUUGGGCUAUUUGUUGUGUUCAGCAGUGGAUGUAUCGUGCAGCUUAGACUUGAUUGAUUGUGGUGUAGUCAUUUUCUGUGCAGAGGAUGCUAUAAUAUGUUUUAACAAGUAUGUUUCUGAAAAUAUGUAUGUACUCAGUGUAAUCUUGUUUGGUUACAUUAUCAUUCUGUUUUGUCACACUUGGACACUAACACAAUUCAAAAAAAGUUAAGUAAUCACAGUCAGUUGCUGCAGCCUGACUCUUGUAACCAUAAUUAUUACACGUAACAAUAUUAUGAUAGCAUUGCCUAUUUUCUGGGAGAAAAUUCUCUUGCCACUCAUAUGCAAUGGACUUGUCAUUUAAAUGAUGGGCUUUUUUUUUUUUUUUUUGCAUCCAUAGCAUCUAUUCUCAUUUGAAUUUGAUGGUGUCUUCGAUACGCUGGUGAUAUAUGUAGCACAAAUUGAUGCACCCAGUAUUUAACAUUUCUUUCUCAGCCACUAAGUGUUUAGAAAGCCAGAGAAAGAGGCCAGCCUCUUGUGCAAUGUGUGUGGGCUGGUGGUGUGCUCUGGAAAAAUAGAAAUUGGCACAAAACGUCUUUUCUUUUUAUUUCACUCCCUGGGCAUUCCUUUUACACAUUUACCAUGGCAAGUCACUUUCUAAGCCUCGGAGCACUGGCAUUAAGGAGCAACGACGUGUCGAGCAUAAUGUAUACUUGAAUAAAAUGUGUACAUAUA
Messenger RNA from Dermacentor silvarum, 4423 nucleotides. It is a transcript of the gene Trp1, whose product is annotated as translocation protein SEC62. Gene Ontology annotation, cellular component: endoplasmic reticulum; endoplasmic reticulum membrane. NCBI's taxonomy places the organism in Eukaryota, Metazoa, Arthropoda, Arachnida, Ixodida, Ixodidae. The record is from RefSeq and is a predicted model, not a curated record. Gene Ontology annotation, biological process: post-translational protein targeting to membrane, translocation. The transcript is spliced from 8 exons. Bases 60 to 1115 code for a protein of 351 amino acids.